ACACCACUACUCUCCCCUUUUGCCAUCAUCGAAGGACGAAAUCGAGCGAAGCCCGUGCGGCAGAUGGAAGCGAUGGGGUGGAGGGUGGCCCUCGGACACAACACCAGAAUUCCAUGCGUGGACGAACAAUGCGCCCUAAAUAUGACUUCUGAUUAUUACCUUGGAAUGACAGGAAAUGGGCAACUUACGCACCAGAGUUCCAUCAACCUUCGUAAUCUUCUGAUGUUCAUGCUGAAAUUUGUUAUGCCGUUACCGCAACGACAGAGGAUUUCAGUCAACCUUUUCUAGUAUUCCAUGCAGUAAAAUUCGACCCUAAAGAAACUGUCAGAUUCUAACAAGAUGAUGCGGGAAAUUUGUCAGGACACGGUAUCCUGUAGGAUUUUCAACAGCAAAUUUCCAAGAUGUAUUUGAAAAAAGCUCUGAUAGAGGUAACGGUCAACAAUGGAUGUAGACUGUUGAGAUUUUUGCAAUCUUCACGUGUACUUGUUUACUUUGAAGUCUGAACGAUCCAAUUUUUUUUACAAAGAAUACUUAGAAGAUCAUCCGCCGUUGUUGUAACGGCAUCAUAAAUUUCAGCACAAACAACAGAAGAUUAGGAAGGUUGGUGAAGACCGUCUGGACUUCGCACUCUGAAGUGUGAGCUGCCAGUUUCCCAUCACCAUCCCAAGUUAAGCCACCAAUUAAAAGUCACAGCCCGAGAGUAUUACUACACAGUGUCUUGGAUCAUGCACUGUAAACGAUCAGAAGCGGCAAUGGCAACGAGGUGCCCUUCGACAGGCUGCAACUCUCCUAGUCCUGCGAGGUGAAGAGUGAUCGUCGGGUAAGGGGGUGACAUUUUCUCUUUGUUUUUCUCGACAUCAGGAUACCUUUUGAUUAAUCCAACAAAAUUCCUGUUUUGUUCCCAUGGUGUUGGGUGCUAAGUAUAAGUUCUGGGGAUGUCACUAGGAUAGCUCAUUUCCAGUUCUGUUUCUUGGUCUCUGUGCUACGUCCUAUAGCUGUUGUGUUGUAUUAGAUCGACUACUAGUUGCCUUCAAAAAAUACGGACAAGCUUUCAUAGUCAUAUAUCAUGUAAAUUGGGACAAACAGACUGAAAGUAUACCGUUGAAUUUUAAAGAUGGGACAAGAAUUGAAAAAUAAACUUGAUCCAUAAUUCCAUGCGUGGGUGGACAAUAUGCGAUAAGUGCGACUUCUGACGAUUACCUUGGGAUGACAGGAAAAUUGGGAGCUCACGCUUCAGAGUUCCAUCAACCUUUCCUAAUCUUCUUGUUAUAAAAAAAAACCUUUCCUAAUCUUCUGAUGUUCAUGCUGAAAUUUGUUAUGCCGUGGCAGAGGAUCUCAAUCAACCUUUUUUAGUAUUCUGUGCAGUAAAAAUCGACCCAAAGAAACUGUCAGCUUCUAACAAGAUGGUGCAGAAAAAUUGUCUGGACGCAAUACUGUUCUUUAGGAUUUUCUACAAAAAAAAAAUUCAAGAUGUAUUUUUAGAAAAGCGCCGUUGGGUAACGGUCAAUAAUGGAUGUAGAAUGUUGAAAAUUUUGCGUCAAACAGUACAUCUUUAGGUGUACCUGUUUACUUUUAGGUCUGAUGAUGUAAAUUUAAUCACUACACAUAAUACUUAGAAAAGGUAGAUUGAGAUCUUCUGCGGUUCUGCCGUUGCUGUCGUCAUAACAAAUUUCAACACUGACAUCAGAAGAUUAGGAAACUUGAUGGAGAUCGUCUGGACUUGGCACUGGGAAGUGCCCAUCAUCCCAAACUAGUCACCAAAAGUCACAGCCAGAGAAUACUACACACCGUCUUGGAUCAUGCACUGCAUCCACGCAUGGAAUUAUGUACAUCAAGUUUAAUUUUCAGUUCUUGUCCAUCUUUAAUUUCAAUGUAAUACUUUUUGUCUGGUUGACAAAGUUUACAUGACAGAAGACUACAGAAAGGUCGCUCGCAAUCGCACAUCGAUGUUCAAGUUAAUCUAAAUCAAUGUUUUUGUCUGCGACACAAGCAAAACUACGACACAUUAGCUUAGACAGAUAAAGCUGGAUGCCUGGAUCAAAGCUGUGUUCUAGAGCUAACCUAACAAAAAGAAAGGCCGACCGGUCCUUAGAAAACUAUAUGCGAUGCUGAGAGUCCUCUGACUGAUAAAUGGGCGAGUAGAGUAAGAAGUCCGGAGUUGCUCAACUAUAAAAACAUUCAUACAUGCACCUGCUUAUGCCAGCCAUUUUUCAUGAGUCAUGAUCAUGUCUGGCAUAAAGCAUCUCUCCUUUCUGCUACUCAAGCUACUACUCUCUCUUGGCCUUAGCGUGGUACCACCCUUCGUCGCCGCCGAUGAGCACCAGUUCAGCUACUCCGGCUUUUCUAACACUAACCUCACCCUCGACGGUGUGGCCUCGGUCACACCCAACGGGUUGCUUAUGCUUACCAAUGGCACGUCCCGGAGCAUGGGCCGCGCCUUCUAUCCUGAACCGCUGCGCUUCCGCAAUUUGUCCGAUGGGGCUGUGCAGUCCUUCUCCGCCUCAUUCGUCUUCGCCAUGGUCUCCAUAUACAAGGACUUGAGCAGCAACGGCAUCGCCAUGUUCAUUGCGCCGAGCAAGAAUCUGUCCACGGCGAUGCGGAUGCAGUACUUGGGUCUUCUCAGCAAUCAGAAUGACGGCAAUCAAACAAACCACAUCUUCGCAGUCGAGCUAGACACCUUCCAGAACUGGGAGCUUCAAGACAUGAAUGACAACCAUGUUGGUAUUGACAUCAACAGUCUCCGCUCCAUACAAUCCCAUGAUGCUGGCUUCUACCAUGACAAGAAUGGCACCUUCCAGAGUUUGAGUCUCGAUAGCCAAGAGGUGAUGCAGGUGUGGGUGGACUACCAUGGAGACAAGAUGCAGAUCGACGCCACCAUGGCUCCUAUCGGCAUGGCCAAGCCUACAAGACCAACAGUAUCAGCCAGUUACAACCUCUCAAGUGUGCUCACAGAUGUGGCAUACAUCGGCUUCUCAUCUGCAGAAGGCAAGAUAACAAAGCAUUAUGUGCUUGGUUGGAGUUUUGGCAUAAAUAGUCCUGCUCCAGCUAUCAAUCUCACCAUGCUGCCAAAACUACCCCUUGGUCCUCGUACCAAGGGUCGACGCCGUCUCCGGGUAUUGGAGAUCAUUCUACCACUAGCAACGGCAGCACUCAUCCUAUCUCUGGCUGCCGUUGUUUCCCUUCUUGUGUGGCGGCAUUUCAGGUAUGCAGAAGUACGUGACGACUGGGAGGUUGAAUUCGGCCCACACCGCUUCUCGUACAAGGAUUUGUUCCGUGCAACAGAGGGAUUUGACAACAAAAACCUCCUAGGGUCUGGAGGAUUUGGAAGAGUAUACAGAGGAGAGCUGUCAAGGUCCAAACUAAGGAUAGCUGUGAAGAGGGUGUCGCAUGACUCCAGGCAAGGCAUGAAGGAAUUCAUAGCAGAAAUUGUCAGCAUUGGUCGCCUUCAGAAUCCAAAUCUGGCGCACUUACUUGGCUAUUGCAGGCGUCAAGGUGAGCUCCUGUUAGUGUAUGAGUACAUGCCCAAAGGAAGCCUCGAUAAGUACUUGUAUGGUGAAGUGGAAAGAUCCACAUUAAGUUGGGACCAAAGGAUUUGGAUCAUCAGGGGCAUCGCAUCUGCACUGAUUUAUCUCCACGAGGAGUGGGAGAAAGUAGUUGUCCAUCGUGACAUCAAGGCAAGCAACGUGCUCCUUGAUGAUGAGUUGAAUGCACGGUUGGGUGAUUUCGGUCUAGCAAGGUUGUAUGACCAUGGUGUUGAGCAAGAAACUACACGCGUUGUUGGCACCAUUGGAUACAUUGCUCCAGAGCUAGCACGCACGGGCAAGGGUACUCCUCUUACCGACGUAUUUGCCUUUGGUGUAUUUAUUCUGGAGGUCACUUGUGGACAAAGGCCUAUCAUGCAGAACACACAGGAUGAGCAGGUCAUGUUGGUUGACUGGGUGCUUGAGCAUGUGCAACAAGGAUCACUAGCUGAUGCAAUCGAUCCGAGGCUUAAAAGGCAGUACAAUGUCAGCGAGGCAUAUCUGGCGCUGAAGCUAGGACUAUUGUGCUCACACCCAUUUGCAUGUGCAAGGCCUAGCAUGCGGCAAGUGAUCCAGUACCUAGAUGGGCAUAUUGAACCACCAGAGCUACCAGCACACCUGAGCUUCCAAGCACUGGCCUUGAUGCAAAAUGAAGGAUUUGAUUCAUACGUCAUGUCAUAUCCUUCAUCAAAGAGCGUUGGCACGAUAUCAAGCAUUUCAGGAGGAAGAUGAGCCCUAUGUUUGAUAUUGCACAUGUAACGUAAUGAGGCAUGUACGCACAUUCUUACCUUCGAUAGCUAGAUCCGUUGCCUCAUGAACAAGAUUGAUAGGUCUGGUAGAAUGAUAAGUACCAUCUGAAUAAAGAGUUUAUAAUAGGAGGCUCACCUCAGCUGCAGAGCUCUAUCAAGUCUGUAAUAGUAUAAAUUACAUAGUUCUGUGGUUUCUUCAUAAAACGUUUUGUGAUUGCUUAUUCUUCGUGAAUCCGAAUAUUUAUCCAUCUGUUCCUCAUGACAUCUUCUUGCAUUUGUUCCUCUAUUACCUGGUGAUAGGUAGACAGAUUGAAAUUGAGUUGUCAAAAUUCGGGAAGGGCAUUUGCACUACUGGCACUACAAAACAUGUGUGGCCACGACGAACGGCCCCUCCAAUUGUGUGUGCUUUUUACAAGAGUUUGUCUCUCCGUGCUUCUAGACCAUUGGAUCCAAAUCCAAUGGCACCUGCAUCUCCUUCCUUCUCUGGACAUCAGCUCCGUCCUAGCUUAGGAAUGGUUAAGGGAUCAGGAGCAGCUCCACAUCGUUGACAAGCUAGCUCUCCUUGUCCCAGGAACAACACUGGCGCUCCCUCCCUCUUCUAUCCGCCCCCUUUCUUUUCCUCCUUGGCCUAGGCGUGCACGCUAGGGUCACGCGCAGCAAACUUAACCCAUACUAGCAAAGAAAUGCUCAACAGUGGCUAAUUUAAGGCUGCAGGUGCAAUACUCCAUGUAUUAUUGGUGGUGGAUUAGAAGAGGAACAACAUUUAACCAGUGAUAAGAGCAUGAAAGAUGAAAUGAAAUGUACAUUAGCAUUACAUAAAGUAGAUGCACUUAAUUAGCAGGCACU
Molecule: messenger RNA, 5116 nt
Organism: Hordeum vulgare subsp. vulgare (domesticated barley)
Lineage: Eukaryota; Viridiplantae; Streptophyta; Magnoliopsida; Poales; Poaceae
Product: L-type lectin-domain containing receptor kinase SIT2-like
Exons: 1
Coding region: 2220-4253 (677 amino acids)
Biological process (GO): protein phosphorylation
Cellular component (GO): plasma membrane
Molecular function (GO): protein kinase activity; ATP binding; carbohydrate binding
Source: RefSeq, a predicted model, not a curated record